Myotis brandtii (Brandt's bat) is the source of this 1008-nucleotide messenger RNA. RefSeq names its product probable G-protein coupled receptor 33. The record is from RefSeq and is a predicted model, not a curated record. Gene Ontology annotation, molecular function: complement receptor activity; G protein-coupled receptor activity. The transcript has a single exon. The coding region runs from base 1 to 1008 and encodes 335 amino acids. NCBI's taxonomy places the organism in Eukaryota, Metazoa, Chordata, Mammalia, Chiroptera, Vespertilionidae. Gene Ontology annotation, biological process: phospholipase C-activating G protein-coupled receptor signaling pathway; inflammatory response; positive regulation of cytosolic calcium ion concentration. Gene Ontology annotation, cellular component: plasma membrane.
AUGGAUCUGAUCAACUCUUCCGAUUACCAGGUCACUGUCUCUACAUUAGCAAGAAAUAGCACUCAUUUCCCAGCUCCUGCCUCAAAAAUAAUCGUUGUCCUUUUUUUGUUCAUGACAUCGAUAAUUGGUAUUAUCAGCAAUGGUCUCUACCUAUGGGUACUAAAAUUCAAGAUGAAAAGAACUGUCAAUACUCUUUUAUAUUUUCAUCUCAUUCUCUCAUAUUUUAUUUCAACAUCAAUUGUGCCAUUUAUAACCACCUCCUACCUUCAGGACAAUCACUGGAGCUUUGGAACUGUCAUGUGCAAGGUCCUCAACAGCAUUUUAUAUAUGGGGAUAUUCGCCUCCAGUUUCUUCCUCUCAGCCAUCAGUGUUGAUCGGUACCUUUUCACUCUUCACCCGGUGUGGUCACAGCUGCACCGAACCCCACGCUGGGCUUCCAUCAUAAUCCUGGGAAUCUGGAUCUCUGCCACUGUCCUCAGCACGCCCUAUUUGGUUUUCAGGGAGACAUAUGAUGACCAUGAAGGAAAGGUGACCUGCCAACAUAGCUAUGAUGUGUCCACUAACUGGGAAAGCAAAAAAUGGAUUCAUGUAGCCUGUUUCACCAGCCGCUUCUUGCUAGGCUUCCUUCUGCCUUUCUGCAUCAUCACCUUUUGUUACGGAAGAAUAGCCAACAAGAUGAAAAAGAGGAGCCUGUUUAAAUCCAACAAGCCUUUCAAAGUCAUGAUGACGGCCAUUAUCUCUUUCUUUGUGUGUUGGAUGCCCUACUAUGUAUAUAGGGGCAGCUUACUUCUCACUAAGAACCAAUCUCUACUUUUACAGUUGAUUUUGUUACUUGCAGUGAUUACCACUUCUUUCAACGCUGUCUUUUCUCCCAUACUCUACCUGUUUAUAGGGGAGAACUUUAAAAAGGUUUUCAAGAAAUCCAUUCUUGCUCUGUUUGAGUCAACAUUCAGUGAGGAUUCUUCUCCAGAAAGAACACAAAACCUAAGUUCGGAAACCUCCAUUUAA